Ilex paraguariensis (yerba mate) is the source of this 802-nucleotide messenger RNA. NCBI's taxonomy places the organism in Eukaryota, Viridiplantae, Streptophyta, Magnoliopsida, Aquifoliales, Aquifoliaceae. The record is from the annotation of a GenBank genome assembly.
CACUCUCAAAAACCCUAGCGCAUCUUUCUUCCCCCAGAUUCGAGCAGCAGCAAGAGCAGAGAGAGGGAGAGAGAGAGCAAAGAUGGUAUCUGGAUCAGGGAUCUGUGCAAAGAGAGUGGUGGUGGACGCGAGGCACCACAUGCUGGGGAGACUGGCCUCCGUGUUGGCCAAAGAGCUGUUGAAUGGGCAAAAAGUAGUGGUGGUGAGGUGUGAGGAGAUAUGUCUUUCCGGUGGUCUCGUCCGCCAGAAGAUGAAAUACCUCAGGUUCCUUCGCAAGCGCAUGAACACCAAGCCUUCUCAUGGUCCCAUUCACUUCCGUGCCCCUUCCAAGAUCCUCUGGCGCACAAUCCGUGGGAUGAUUCCCCAUAAGACUAAACGUGGAGCAGCUGCACUUGCUCGUUUGAAGGUUUACGAGGGUAUCCCACCACCAUACGACAAGAUCAAGAGGAUGGUCAUCCCUGAUGCUCUCAAGGUUCUGAGGCUUCAAGCAGGACACAAGUACUGUUUGUUGGGUAGGCUUUCAUCAGAGGUUGGAUGGAACCAUUAUGAUACUAUCAGGGAGCUAGAGAAAAAGAGAAAGGAGAGGGCACAGGUUGCAUAUGAGAGGAAGAAGCAAUUGACAAAAUUGAGGGUCAAAGCUGAGAAGGCUGCUGAGGAGAAGCUUGGUCCUCAGCUGGAGAUUAUUGCUCCAAUCAAGACAUGUUUUCAUAACUGGGGUGUUGAUGAUGCUGUUCGUAUUUACCAUGAUGCCUCUUGGCUUGCUGAAACCAUUUGCUCAGCUGAUCGACUGUGUGUUGCAUAA